AGGCUGUCAGUCUCUCUGCUCCCUGACAGAGAAUAACUCUGUAUCUGCAGAGAGGAACAAUUGUGUCAGAAGCUAAAUUUUGGCGGCUUUUAGUGUUCGUCAGGAUGAGAUCAGCUGGAGUUUUUCUUCUCAUGCUGGUCCUUUUCAUCGGCCACUCGUUGGGUUUGUCUCUUGUUGAUGAGUCAUCGGGCAAUACCACUGAGACAAGGCGGAUCAAUGACAAAUAUCUGGGUCCAGAUGAGUGUGUGGAAAAAAAAUUUACCCGAGCGUCCUGUGGUCUGGUGUUCUGUCCUCCGUGGGAGCGCUGCAUCGAUGGACAGUGUUCCUGUAAACCCCCGUACCUGUGUCCCGCGGUGGGCGUGACCCCGGUCUGUGGGCACGACAGGAGACAGUACCGCUCCUACUGCCAGGUGAUGGCGCUCUCAUGUCGGACCCGGCAAGCCGUCAUGUCCCACUUUGGGACAAACUGUAAAGCGCCGUUUCCAAAGUUCAGAAGUUCGAUAGACGCAGCGAGCGGAGUGGUCACGGUCUCCCUUCCUAUCCCGGGAACCGAGGACCCCAACGGGAUAGAGACCCACCUGGUGUGUGAGGAGGACUGGAACAUGGCCGCUGCCAACGUGGUCUGCAGGAAGCAUGGGAAUCCACUGGGUGCCCAGACUGUUGGUGUAGUUUCAAACAUCAAAGGCCGCUGUGUCAGCAUCCGUUGCCAGGGUUACGAGAACUCCCUCGCCGAGUGUGAAAUCUACGGCAAGAGUGAAGUCGGCAACGGGUCGGUCGCUACUGCAACCUGCUACAAAUUACCACCAGAUGGAGCAGUGUGUGAGCACAAGUGUGUAAACUCAAAGUGCGUGUUUAUGAACCAGACGUGUGACGGAGUGGACGACUGUGGCGACCGCAGUGACGAGAUGUGCUGCAAGGAAUGCAGGAACGGAGCUUUCCGCUGUAAGACGGGCGUGUGCGUGCAUAAAGAUGCGCUCGCUGACGGACAGAUGGACUGUCUGGAUGGCGAGGACGAAUCCACCAAAGUCAAAUCUCUGCACAACAGACCACAGGUGCUCCAAAACUCAGAAUACGGCUCUCCGAAAAAUGCGACGGACUACGACAGAGAGGUUUUGCAGUCCAAGUUAUACUGUGGGAUUCCCAACUCGACCACUGUGGAAGACGAGGAGGUGGAGGAGCGAGGAAGGGGCGGCCGCUAUAGGAGAGUGGUGGGAGGCGUCCCGUCCAAACCAACUCAGAUCCAGUGGCAGAUCGCUCUGUGGGAGAACAGGAAGAUCGACUGUGGAGGAGCUUUUAUCGGAGGCUGCUGGGUCCUCACCGCUGCUCACUGCGUCAGUUCCAACCCGACUGGGUACAAGAUAAAGUUUUCUCUGUGGAAGAGGUAUCGGGCUCAGGACACCACCGACAUUGUUCCGGUUCAAAACAUCUUCGUCCACCCAGGCUACAACGCCUCCACCUACCAGAACGACAUCGCCCUGUUGGAGCUGGAGAAGCUUCCGUUCACGGACAAAUGCGUGGAGGACAACCCCGCCAUCAGCGCCGUCUGCGUCCCCUGGUCGCCUCAGAUCUUCCAGCCCAAUCACACCUGCAGCAUCUCCGGCUGGGGACGGACAGCAGACGGCAGAACGGCUCAGGUGCUGCUCUGGGCCAACGUGUCCAUCAUCGACAACUGUGAGAGAUACUACGGAGACCGCUUCAAAAAAGGCAUGAUGUGUGCAGGAGACCUGGACGGCGGCGUGGACUCCUGCCAGGGGGACUCUGGGGGUCCUCUGGUUUGUGAGGACGAGCUGGGCGUGUCCUACCUGUGGGGCAUCGUCAGCUGGGGAGAGAGGUGUGGUCAGCCAGGGUUCCCCGGAGUUUAUACACAGGUGGCUCAUUACUUUGAGUGGAUCAGACGUCACACAGGCUGGCCCGCUGUCACAAAGUACAACUCCUGAUGAGAACUCUUCAACCGUCUUCAUUAAAAAAUAAUACUACUCACAAACUCUGAAUAGCAUUUAAUUUGUCCACUGAUUUUAUUACAA
Messenger RNA from Centropristis striata (black sea bass), 2024 nucleotides. RefSeq names its product complement factor I (gene cfi). Gene Ontology annotation, molecular function: serine-type endopeptidase activity; protein binding. The record is from RefSeq and is a predicted model, not a curated record. Gene Ontology annotation, biological process: proteolysis. Lineage: Eukaryota; Metazoa; Chordata; Actinopteri; Perciformes; Serranidae. The transcript has 17 exons. The coding region runs from base 105 to 1937 and encodes 610 amino acids. Gene Ontology annotation, cellular component: membrane.